Molecule: messenger RNA, 1650 nt
Organism: Glycine soja
Lineage: Eukaryota; Viridiplantae; Streptophyta; Magnoliopsida; Fabales; Fabaceae
Product: phytochromobilin:ferredoxin oxidoreductase, chloroplastic-like
Exons: 9
Coding region: 75-1079 (334 amino acids)
Biological process (GO): phytochromobilin biosynthetic process
Molecular function (GO): phytochromobilin:ferredoxin oxidoreductase activity; cobalt ion binding
Source: RefSeq, a predicted model, not a curated record
UGGCUUGGAUGAGUGAGUUGAGGGAUUUAGAACUAGUAGUAGUGAUUGAGUGCAGAAGAAGCUGCUUAACAUAAAUGGGAUUUAGAAUUAGCAGUUCCUCCUCUUCAUCAUGCUUUUGUUUGCAACGUGCGCUUCUUCCUCCGUUAACAGCGAUAGCCACUUCUACUCGUGCCUUGAGGAGGAGUAAUUGCAUACCAAGUUGUUCAGUAUCUUAUCAAAAGUUUGUUGAGUUUGCAUUGGAUGAAACCAAACGCCACACUCACUUGAUCCCUUCGCCUUUACAGGAAAAGUUCAGUUUCAUGAAUUCCAAGGAUGUUAAAGGAAGUUUUAGUAUGCUAUCAUUUGAAGCUGCAAAAAUUAGGCUUCUACGAAGUUUGAUCAUUCAGACAGAAACAAUGCAGGUUUUGGAUUUUACUGUCUUUCCAAAAGCAGAAUAUGAUGUCCCCAUAUUUUGUGCUAACUUUUUCACCUCUGCUAAAACAAACAUUAUUGUGUUGGACCUUAACCCUGUGCAUGAUAUCAUCAAUCAGUAUGAGUACAAGGAGAAGUACUUUAAAAGCUUAAUUCCUCUUGGCCUUAAAUAUGCUGAGCUUUUUCCAUGGGGAGGGAAGCUCACAAGUGAGUCCAUAAAAUUUUUUUCGCCAAUUGUCAUCUGGACAAAGUUUACCUCAAACCCACAAAAAUAUGAUAUUUUGUAUUCCGCAUUUAGGGAAUAUUACAAGGUAUGGUUGGAAUUGAUAUGCAAAGCAGUUAAAGAGACAGAUGAAUCUCAGAUUUUCCACAAUCUCGAAGCACAACAUAGAUAUCUGACAUGGAGAGCUGAAAAGGAUCCAGGACGAGGUGUUUUGAAGAAGCUGAUUGGUGACACACUUGCCAAGGAUAUGUUGAGAAGCUUUCUCUUUAAUGGAGUCGAUGAACUUGGAAGCAAAACAUUCAAUGAUUAUUUUCCACAGUACUGCUGUCAAGAGGGAAAUCUAAAUAAAAAAGGCAAUAUUAUUGGGAAGUCCUUUGAAAAUCGCCCUUGGAAUGCUAGAGGAGAAUUUAUUGGAUCCUUCAGCUGGAUUGACGUUGAUGUGUAGCCUGAAGGCCAAGGCAUACUUACCGCGGUGCUGACAUUUGAUCUUUGGAAUAUUUUAGGUGAAUGACUGUAUACUGUAGAAGCUUGUGCACACGUUUGCAGUCAAACUUUUAAUAGGCAUGCCACUGGUUAAAAUUUCGGCUAUAGCGGUUCUGCAAGCGUACAAAAGACCGCUGCAAUUUUUGUAGACAAGUUAUGCUAUAAGAUGCUUGUAAUACAUAUGCUACGUCGACACAAAUUUUUGCAUGGAAAAAAAUUUCUGUAACAAAUCUCAGGCUCAGCACCUAUGGCUGUACGUGUUUGUACAUUCGUAUUGAAAGAUUCUAGUUAUAUAACUGUAGCUAUGUCCGAUUAGCUUCAAGUCCUAGAAAUUUAAAUGUAGUACUUUACCAUGCAGUUUAGAUUUAUUUGUAUAACCCAAAAAUUGUCACUCGAUUCAGUUUUUGGGUUAAAUCAAGAAUUUGUUGGAUACGAUUGGGCUAUGUAUUCGGCAUGCUGGCUAAAUUGGGUCUCUUUGUAAUUUGGGUAUUUUGGAAGUUGUGAAUUUCGAGUUGAUCCACCUGUCUCAUUUA